Molecule: messenger RNA, 1728 nt
Organism: Sphaerulina musiva SO2202
Lineage: Eukaryota; Fungi; Ascomycota; Dothideomycetes; Mycosphaerellales; Mycosphaerellaceae
Exons: 1
Coding region: 98-946 (282 amino acids)
Source: RefSeq, a predicted model, not a curated record
GAGCUUGGCUACUCAUUCGGCGAUGGACGCCUUUCUCGCCGAGCUUGGGGACGAGAUACAAGAUGUUGAUGAAGGUGAGCAUGUGGACUCGUAGCAGAUGGUUGGGGCGCAAUUGCAGCGUGCGAUAACUGGUAAGUCAGAAACUUUCGACCUCUUCUCUCAGAGUGCUUCGAUGGAAGACCUUGGCAUGCUGGACCCCAAGAAAGCUGUCCUGGAGGUGACGAUAGCGGGACGUGAUUUUGAGAUCACACAGUCGCCUGGUAUGCUGCAAUCGCAACGUGGAGGAGGGACUACAGGCGCUGCUGUUUGGCAGUCCAUUGUACGUUUCGCCGAAUGGUUGGAGUUAUCAAGCAACCCGCUGUUUCGUCUCGGCCUACUGGAUGCCACCUCCGUUGUGUUAGAGCUCGGAGCUGGCGUCUCUGGCAUUCUGCCUUGUAUACUGAGCAAGAGGGUGCACAAGGUCGUCUCGACUGAUCAGGCGUAUACGCUGAAAGCACUACAGAACAAUAUCUCCACAAAUCUACGCGAAACCCGGGUUUCAGCCAAAGUAAAAACUAGUCUACCUGCCAUCGAGGUUCUCCCGCUGGAUUGGGAGACAGAUGAUGCCCUCAGCUUUCUGCGCUCCGCUGGUCUGGACUCAGGAGUCCAUAUGAUCGUGGCCUGCGAUUGCAUCUACAACUAUGCUCUCCUUGCCCCAUUCGUACAGACAUGCGCAGACUUGUGCCGAGCUCGCUGUCAUCCGAGCAAUACGAAUGAAGAUCCCAAAGCGGCGACUUUGUGCGUUAUUGUACAACAACUUCGACAAUCAGAAGUUUUCGACCAGUGGCUUGCCAUCUUCCGCCAACGUUUCCGAGUCUGGAGAGUGCCCAGCAACCUGCUCUCGAGAGGCUUGCAGGAAGGUAGCGGGUUUGCAGUCCACGUCGGCAUCGUCCGGCAGGACUCUUGACAUAAAUCCACUGCUGCAAAGAACGACCAGCGUUUGUUUGGACGAGUCCAGCUCUCGCGCGCCCUUUCUCCGCUCUCGUUUUUCCAGACCUGGCGCUUGGAUAGUAUGGCUUCAGCAUAUGUUUGAAGUUCAGUCGCCAAAUACAGCGCGUUGGCCUCGAUGCAGAAAUCAAACAGUGAUUGCUUGGUCUCUCACGCAACUGAUCUUCUCGUAUCCACCGGGAUUCGACUCGGUGAUGUAGUAGCAUUCGUUCAUUGUGUUGUGACACUGUUUAUUACAUCAGCUUUGGAACACCAGAUGAUGGAGAGUACCUAGUACGCACAAAGGUAUCGCAAGCGCAAUUCCAACCCAAGAAACUCCCACGAAGGUAACAGAAGCCGCAAUUUGUCCUCACGUUUCCUGCUGACCUGCAAGUCCGCCACUCGGUAUCCGGUCGGUAUUCCUGGGUCAGAGAGAAUGCCACAUCUGGGCUCUGAUCCGCUGCGAAGGCCAAGGCAUUCAAGAAGGCCAGAAGAACAGUGAAUAUGAGCAGCAUGGCCGGAGUCGAUGUUUGUUGUUGAGAAGGGCAAUAUGAUUUCGUGAGGACAAUUGCACGCAGAGCGGUCGCGUCUACAAUAAUAGUUUGAGGCAAGGCUCUUAUGGGUUUGACGCUAGGAUCUUGGUACGGCGCCACUACGCGUCUGGUCUGAGGCUAUACCAAAGCAAAGAGCUUGGCGAGGAAUGUGAUCCACUACAGCAGAGCAUCUGGGGAACAUACAUACAUCGAAUGUCUGGCAAUUCCG